AUGGUAAUUGCCGCACCGGAGAAUAUGAUAGAAUAUGAAUCACUAAUACCCACUGUAACAGUCAGAAAACAUGAACUUGGAUUACUCUGCUGUUUAAAUUAUUUUACCGUUUGGUCUCAGUGGACGGACUGGAGUCAAUGCCAGCAAAGUAAGCAAAUGAGGGUCAGAGGCUGCGUCACUGUGCCAGGGAAGAAAUGUCCCGGUUCCAAUUCAGAGUUACGGCAGUGCAUCGAGGAGAGGUUUAAAAAACCGGAUUACGCUUUGCAGACCCACUACUUUGAAUUCUUACAUCGUUUGUCACAAGACCCUCUCCCCUCCCCUGGUUUCUUCACACCACCACCAGUUUUGAUGACCUUGAAACUAGCUUUCGAUUCUGUGUUUUACAUGAACAGAAACUUGACGCCCUGCAUAGAUGGUCUUCAGCAGUUGCAGAAACGCACAAAACGUUUUGACACAUUCUUGGAAUUUUACAUUUACAUUAAACAAAUCGAUAAAGUACAUGACCUGAUCACUGUUUCGUCUUUUUUAAUUUCUCGAGCCAAAAUCACACAUGUAAUUGGCUUCAAAAAUUAA
Soboliphyme baturini is the source of this 573-nucleotide messenger RNA. NCBI's taxonomy places the organism in Eukaryota, Metazoa, Nematoda, Enoplea, Dioctophymatida, Soboliphymatidae. The record is from the annotation of a GenBank genome assembly.